Molecule: messenger RNA, 1543 nt
Organism: Sebastes umbrosus (honeycomb rockfish)
Lineage: Eukaryota; Metazoa; Chordata; Actinopteri; Perciformes; Sebastidae
Product: 5-hydroxytryptamine receptor 1B
Exons: 2
Coding region: 256-1290 (344 amino acids)
Biological process (GO): chemical synaptic transmission; G protein-coupled receptor signaling pathway, coupled to cyclic nucleotide second messenger
Cellular component (GO): membrane; dendrite
Molecular function (GO): neurotransmitter receptor activity; G protein-coupled serotonin receptor activity
Source: RefSeq, a predicted model, not a curated record
GAGCUGAGCAGAGCGCAGCGGAUCCAUCCUCGCGCUCAACAUCUGGCACACCGGAGAGAGAGUUCUCUUUCUGGUUCUGAUGAUGGACUCUCUAUUUCUACCUUGAGGACUAGUGGAUGUUAGUGGAUGUUAGUGGAUGUUAGUGGAUGUUUGCGGAUAUCCAGCAGAGGAAUGCGGCUUCACGGACGGCUGGAUUCUGCGUCUUGAGGGGGAUUUAAAGCUGAAAGCUAUGAAGUGAAUGUUGCAGUUUAUCCAAUGAUUGAGGCCAGCACUCUGACCAUGCUGGACCGAACCGAACCGGCACACUGCACCGUGUGCUGCUGUACGCUGGCCAACAAAAUCCUCAUGGUGCUCUUCAUGGUGCUGCUGAUCUUCGCCAUCUUGUUUGGGAACUUGGUGACUCUGGCUGUGAUUUACGGGACUAAACACUUCCACACGCCGCAGGGAUACCUGAAGGCGUCCCUCGCCGUGGCUGAUCUGGCGGUGGGGAUAUUCGUGGUGCCGCUCUCCGUCUACGCCGAGGUCUACCUCAUGGUCACGGAUUCGGCACCGGAGUGGACUUCGUACAACUCUCAGUUGGUCAGUUUCCACCCGUGCAACUUCAUCGGCCCCAUCUUCGCCGGGUGCACCUUGGUCUCCAUCACGACCAUCUUCCUGCUGACGAUUGAGCGGAGCAUCGCCGUGUUGCGUCCGCUGCACAAGGACUCUGUGAUUACACGUAAAAGGACCACGAUCCUCAUCGUCCUCUCCUGGGUGGGGAGCUUCCUCUUGGCGGUGUCGCCGAUGGUUUUCAGCAGCGAGAUCGCUCUGGAGUACAACUCCUGCAGCCGGAUGUGUAAUUACGCGCUGGGGACCAUCGGCGAGUUCCCCAGCCAGGCCUGGAACAUCCUCCUCCUCUUCCCGGCGUUUGACUUCACCCUCCUCGGUGGAACGGUGGUCAUUAACAUCAUCUCUCUGUCCAGCAUCAGGCAGCACUCGCGGCGCAGGAAACACCUGGCCGAGAGCGAGUGCCAAAGCAAAAGCAAGCCCACUUUCUCUGACAUUAAAGCAGCCAGAACAAUAGGGACGCUGACUGUAGCGUUUACCGCCUCCUUCACCCCCAUCGCCGUCUUCGUGGUCGGGAACGUUUUGGGGAAUAAAUGGUGCAAUUUUUCCUUUUUUGCCUUCUGGAUUUUGGCCACCAACAGUUGCUGCAAUGUUAUCAUUUACAGUGUGCAGGAUCAGAAGUUCAGACUUUGUGCACAUAAGCUCCUCAUGCCUUUCCGGAGAAAAGACACAACCAAGGGCUGAAACGUUCAGGGACCAAAGACUUGAGUUGCAUCAUUUAGAUGUUUGUUUGUCACACAAACUCUCCUCUCGUCUCAUUGAGAGGAGAGUCUGCAUGUUCUGUGGAUUGCUGUUGUGAAAUUACAGGGUUUUCUUACAUCAUUGAAAAGCAUGGAAAGUUUUCAGAUCACUAUUGUUGGAUAUUAAACGUCCCUCGUUGUGGGCGUUUGUCUCGUUCUGUGUAACAGAAGCCUGUUUCAGUCUGUGGAGUGAUCAA